Microthlaspi erraticum is the source of this 6732-nucleotide messenger RNA. The record is from the annotation of a GenBank genome assembly. Lineage: Eukaryota; Viridiplantae; Streptophyta; Magnoliopsida; Brassicales; Brassicaceae.
AUGCAAAGGUAUCAGGCUGCAAACUGCACUAGUGCAGUCAACAAUAGCGCUAUAGGUGGUGCAUCCGCUAGGGACUCAGGAAGAGCUGAUUCCUCCUCUUCCAUUGGAAACUACUCGUUAAACUCCAGGAGGCCACCCCCACCCUCAGGUCCCCCAGUACCAUUGAUUCCCUACAGGUUGAAGUGUGAAAAGGACGGUCUGAAUUCCCGACUAGGACCGCCUGAUUUUCAUCCCCCAACAUCAAGUUCUCCCGAAGAGAAUCUGACCAAAGAGUAUGUUCAAUUUGGAUACAAGGAAACUGUUGAUGGCCUUAAGGAAGCCGAAGAGAUUAUAUUGUCCCAAGUCUCUACUUUUUCGAAGCCUGUCGUCUUAAAGUGCAAAGAGGCUGUCAGAAAGUGUCUUAGAGCUAUCAAUGAGUCUCGUGCACUGAAGCGCAAGGCUGGUCAGGUCUAUGGGGUGCCUCUCUCUGGUUCGCUUCUAUGUAAACCUGGAUUCCCAGAACAAAGACAAUAUGGGGAGGAGACGAGGAAGAAAUGGAUCGAGAGUUUGUCACAACGGCACAAACGAUUGCGCUCUUUGGUUGAUAACGUUCCUGUAUAUAGGAAAAAACCUUUAUUUGAAGUCCUUAUAAGAAACAAUGUCCCAUUACUGAGAUCUACUUGGUAUACAAAAGUAUAUUAUCUUAAUCAGGUGCGACCUAGUUCUGCGGCUAUUUCUUCAGGAACACCUGACAAGACACUAGGUUCUCGGUGUGAGCAAUGGACAAAAGAAAUUAUUGAUUAUUUGCAAAACCUUUUGGAUGAAUUUUUGUCACGGAAUAGUUCAUAUCCUGCUCAGCAAACUAGAGAUAGGUCGCCGCAGAUGCUUUAUGCCGGAUCAAUGCAAAAGAUUAGUCCAGGAUCAGCUACUCUCUACGGUGAGGAACCAUCUCUGCAUUAUAAAUGGUGGUACAUGGUGCGUCUUGUACAGUGGCACCAUGCUGAAGGGCUUCUUUUACCUAAUCUCAUUGUUGAUUGGGUUCUCAGGCUCUUACAGGAAAAGGAGGUCUUUGAAAUAUUGCAGUUGCUACUCCCCAUUGUAUAUGGUGUUUUAGAGAGUAUUGUUCUCUCUCAGACAUAUGUGAAGAGUCUUGUAGCUAUUGCUGUCCGUUUUAUCCAGGAACCUGCUCCUGGUGGAUCCGAUCUUGUUGAUAACUCUCGAAGAGCUUAUACUCUCUCUGCUUUAACUGAGAUGGUUCGCUACUUGGUACUUGCUGCACCCGACACAUUUGUUGCUUCGGAUUGCUUCCCUCUACCUCCUUCCAUAGCAGCGUGUGGACCCAAUGACGUUAGCUAUGCAUCAAAGGCAUAUGAGAAUCAGGAAAAGCGGAGAGAUAGUUCUGCAGAGAUUUCUACCCAGUUUCAAGGGAGAGGAGUUGAUUCCCGGUUUGAGUUCCUUUCUUUUGAUUAUACCAUUUCAACCAUUCAAAGAAGUGCAGAUGACUUGGCAAAGAUAGCUAGCGCUGGUUCUCCUCAACAUAACGUGGCUAAAGCUGUUCAGGCCUUGGACAAAGCUUUGUCGGAUGGAGAUAUCAGAGCUGCUUACUGUUAUCUCUUUGAAGACCUUUGCAAUGGAGUUGUUGAUGAAACCUGGAUUGCUGAAGUCAGCCCAUGCUUAAGAUCAUCCCUUAGAUGGAUUGGGGCUAUUAGCACAUCCUUUGUUUGCUCCGUUUUUUUCCUUAUCGAAUGGGCGACAUGUGAUUUUAGAGAUUUCCGGGCUGGUGUGCCUAAAGACAUCAAGUUCUCUGGCAGAAAAGAUUGUUCUCAGGUGUAUUUAGUUAUUCAGCUGCUGAAGCAAAAAAUUCUGGGUGGAGAAUUCACAGGUCGCAGAGGAAAGAACCGUCGCAGCACUUUUCCUGGUGUUUCUAAACCUAGCAGUUCGAUGGAUGCAUUUGAAAGUCCGGGCCCAUUACAUGAUAUCAUUGUCUGUUGGAUUGAUCAGCAUGAGGUACACAGGGGAGGAGCAAAGCGCUUGCAGUUACUCAUUUUUGAGCUUAUACGUUCUGGACUCUUUAACCCCAUAGCAUAUGUGAGACAACUCAUAGUUAGUGGGAUGAUUGAUGUGAUUCAACCUGCUGUUGAUCCUGAAAGGAGAAUGAGGCAUCAUCGUAUAUUGAAACAGCUACCUGGUAGUUUUGUGCAUGACGCUUUAGAGGAGGCACAGCUCUUAGGAGGGGAUAAGCUUUCUGAGGCUGUGAGAACUUAUUCAAAUGAACGGCGCCUUCUUCUUCGAGAGUUGCUUGUUGGUAAAGGUAAAUAUUUGAAUAAUUUAGUUCUGACAGAUCAGAAGCCAAAGAAAACUUCCACUGCUCUUCCGUCAGUUGAUUUUUCAAGGACGUUUAAUGCCAUGACCGAUAAUGACGGGCUUCAAAAACAUACCAAGAGCAGUGCGGAUAUUAGUGAACUAAAGGAGCGCAUAUCAGCUCUGCUGCAGUUUCCAAGUAUGUCAUGUGGUGUGACAAAUCCAAUGCGAGAUGAAUCUCAAAGUAGUGUUAAGAGAUCAAGUGGAUCUGUACAUAGCAAGAUGAAUCAACUAGAAGCUACACCAGGGUGUGAAGACUGUAGAAGAGCAAAAAGACCAAAAACGAAUGAUGAAAAGAGCUCUUGGUAUCAAGGGAAUUCACCAUUUGGAUCAGAUGAAGAAGAUAACUGGUGGAGCAAGAAGGGAUCAAAAAUUCUGGAGCCUUCUCUGAAGGUUGAUCCUCCGAUAGAGUUAACAAAACAAGUACCACGUGGUAGGCAGAAGAUGGCGCGUAAAACACAGUCGCUGGCUCAAUUACAAGCUGCUAGGAUAGAAGGUAGUCAGGGCGCUUCAACAAGUCAUGUUUGUGAUAAUAAAGUUAGCUGUCCUCAUCAUGUCCCUGGAGUGGAAGGAGAAAACCAUAAGGUGGUUGAUGUGUUUAGAACUUCAACCCCUGUGGAUAUUGUAUCUAUUGGAAACUCUUUGAAGCAGCUGCAGUUUGUUGAUAAGCGGUCUAUUGCAGUUUGGCUUACAACUGUGGUUCGGCAACUUGUUGAAGAGUCCGAAAAGAGCAGUGUGAGAGUUGGGCAGUUCAACAGAGGUGCUCCAGUUGAAGAGAAGAGCACAACUAGGUGGAAGCUUGGGGCAGACGAGCUAUCUUCUAUAUUAUUUCUCAUGGAUCUCUCUCUUGACUUGGUUUCGGUGGUUAAAUUUCUUCUUUGGUUAUUGCCAAAGGCCAACAGUAGCCCAAGUUUUGCCGUUCAAGGUGGGAGAAACCUUCUGAUCGUGCCAAGAAAAGUCGAAAACAGCUUGUGUGAAGUAGGGGAGGCUAUACUAGUAUCAUCACUUAGGAGGUAUGAAAACAUUCUACUUUCAGCAGAUCUUGUUCCUGAGGCCAUGACAGCUCUGAUGGCCCGUGCUCAAUCACUUAUGUCCAGUAAUGGGAAAAUUUCUGGAUCAGCAGCCUUGGUUUAUGCUCGCUAUAUUUUGAAAAGAUAUGGAAGUCUUCCCGGUGUGGUGGAAUGGCAUAACAAUUUCAAAGCAACAGGCGAAAAGAGGCUUCUCUCUGAACUUGAUCAUACGCGUUCAGGAAACAGUGAGUAUGGAAUCCCUCUUGGGGUUCCGGCAGGAGUAGAUAAUCCUGAUGACUAUCUACGUAAAAAGAUCAGCAUCAGUGGUACACGUCCUUCAAGAGUGGGUUUGAAUAUGCGAGAGGUUGUGCAGCGAUAUGUUGAAGAGGCGACUCAUUAUCUCAGAAAACUCAUUGGUACUGGGACUAUGAAAGCCUCACUUGCUGAGAAAAAUGAUGACGGAUAUCAGGUGGCUCAACAAAUAGUAGUUGGACUAAUGGACUGCAUUAGACAGACUGGCGGUGCAGCACAAGAAGGUGAUCCCUCUUUGGUUUCUUCUGCGGUUUCUGCGAUCAUAAACAGUGUAGGCGUUUCCAUGGCAAGGAUUUCAGAUUUCUCAGUGGGAAAUGUUUAUCAGAAUCAUCCAUCUGGUGUAGAUUCGUCUAAUAUUGCACGGUAUAUUUUACAAAUCCAUAUAACCUGCCUGUGCCUCUUAAAGGAAGCUCUUGGAGAGCGUCAAAGCCGAGUGUUUGAAAUAGCGCUUGCAACAGAAAGUUCCACUGCUCUUGCUGGAGCUUUUACCCCUGGGAAGGGAUCCCGGGCUCAGCAUCAGCUAUCUCCUGAAUCCUAUGAUUCCAAUGCUAACAACACGACAAAUGAUAUCCCCAACGGUACUGGCAAAAUUGCGCUGAGCAGAGCAACAAAAGUUACUGCAUCUGUAUCUGCACUUGUUAUAGGUGCUAUCACACAUGGCGUCAUAACCCUUGAGAGGAUUGUUGGUCUGCUGAGACUGAGGGAGCACUUAGAUUUUGUUCAGUUUGUAAGGCGUACAAAAUUGAGCUCUAAUGGCAGUGCUAGGUCCGUGGGGGCCUCUAAAGUGGAAAACCCUAUUGAAGUUUAUGUACAUUGGUUCAGGCUCCUUGUUGGUAACUGCAAAACUGUUUCGGAAGGGCUGGUUUUGGAGCUUGUGGGAGAACCUUCAGUGGUGGCUAUAUCGCGUAUGCAGCGGAUGCUUCCAUUAAAGUUGGUCUUCCCACCAGCGUAUUCAGUUAUUGCUUUUGUUCUAUGGAGGCCUUUUGUAUCGAAUGGUAACUCUAACUCCAGCGUCCACGAAGACGCACACCGCCUUUAUCAGUCUUUGACGAUGGCCUUCCAUGAUGUGAUUAAGCACCUUCCCUUCCGAGACGUGUGCUUGAGAGACACCCAGGGACUUUAUGAACUGAUAGUUGCUGAUUCCACAGAUGCUGAGUUUGCAUCAGUACUUGAGUCGAAUGGUUUGGAUAUGCAGCUGAAAUCUGUGGCCUUUGCUCCUCUUCGUGCACGUCUUUUCCUAAAUUCCAUAAUUGAUUGUAAGGUGCCAUCCUCUGGUUAUUCCCACGAAGGAGUUAGUGAAGCUAAAAACCGACACCAAGGAAAUGGAACAAAGCUUGUGGACAAACUCGUAUCUGUAUUAGAUUGCCUGCAACCUGCAAAGUUUCACUGGCAGUGGGUUGAACUCAGGCUGCUUCUAAACGAGCAAGCACUAACUGAGAAACUCGACAAUCAUGAUAUGCCUUUGACAGAUGCAAUACGAUCUUCCUGUCCUACCUCUGAGAAGCCUGAGGCCUCUGAGAAUGAGAAAAAUUUCAUUCAAAUCCUCCUCACAAGGUUAUUGGUUAGGCCUGAUGCGGUCCCACUUUUCUCGGAAGUGGUUCAUCUCUUCGGUAGGUCGGUUGAGGAGUCAAUGUUAAAGCAAGCCGAAUGGUUUCUAGCAGGUCAAGAUGUUCUCUUUGGACGAAAAACAAUCAGACAAAAACUGAUUAUAGUAGGUGAGAGCAAAGGAUUUCCCACGAAACCUCAGUUUUGGAAACCUUGGGGUUGGUGCAACAGCUCUAGUCCUGAUCCUAUCACGGCAAACAAGGCAGGGAAGAAAAGGAAGUUGGAGAUUGUUUCUAUGGAAGAAGGGGAAGUGAUCGAAGAAGGGUCAGGUUCAAAAAAGGUAUUAUUACCGCGGGCAUUAGAUAACAAUAGUCCCAGUGUUGGCUAUGGGAUUACAACUGAGAGGGCUUUUGUUCAGCUAGUGCUUCCCUGCAUAGAUCAAAGCUCUGAUGAAUCUCGAAGUACCUUUGUGAAUGAGUUGGUAAGACAGUUUAGCAAUAUUGAGCAGCAGUUAAGUUCAGUUACCAGCCGCAGUAUAACGAACAGCAAGAUCGUGGGAACUGCUUCUUCUGGCUCUGAGGUUUCAUCAACUAAAGGAAGCACCCGCAAAGGCCUUCGUGGUGGUAGCCCUAGCAUGGCAAGAAGAUCCUCAACUAAUACUACUGACACUGCACCGCCGCCUUCCCCUGCUGCUUUGAGAGCUUCAAUGUCUUUACGGUUGCAAUUUCUUCUAAGAUUACUGCCUGUCAUCUGCGGGGAACCUUCAUUUAGGAACACGAGGCAUGCACUUGCGUCUACAAUAGUUCGUCUGCUUGGAAGCCGAGUAGUUUAUGAGGAUUCUGCUGUAUGCUCUCCUCGUAGUGACCUAUCAAAAGCAGAGACAGAAUCAACAAUAGAUCCUUCUUCCAUGGCAGAUCUUUCUAGUGAGGUCUUAUUUGACCGGCUACUGUAUGUACUCCAUGGGCUGUUAAGCAAUCACCAGCCAAAUUGGCUAAAGCCAAGGUCUUCCUCUAACGAAUCAUCCAAAGACUUUACCUUGUUUGAUCGCGAUGCAGCAGAGAGCUUACAGAAUGAGAUUGCGAGGAUGCAGUUACCAGACACCAUUAGAUGGCGGAUCCAAGCAGCGAUGCCGAUCCUCCUUCCUUCUCUACGGUGUUCUCUCUCGUGUCAGCCACAAACUGUUCCGCUAACUGCACUGACACUGGUUCAACCCUCGGGUUCUGCUGCUGCUGGACCACCCAAUCAAAGAAACUCCCCUGUCUUGCCAAAAACCGGAACUGCAGCAGCGCAAGGGAAGCUGAAGCAGACAGCGUUGUCACCACAUCAACAACAAGAAGCAGACAACACGGAUGUGGUUGACCCAUGGACGAUUCUAGAAGACGGGACAAGCUCAGCUCCAUCAAGCAGCAACGCUUCUAACAGCAGCGACAUGGGUAAUCUUAGAGCCACCUGUUGGCUAAAAGGUGCAGUGAGGGUCAGACGGACUGAUCUGACUUACGUUGGUUCAGUGGACGACGACAGCUGA